Molecule: messenger RNA, 659 nt
Organism: Ichthyophthirius multifiliis
Lineage: Eukaryota; Ciliophora; Oligohymenophorea; Hymenostomatida
Product: protein kinase domain protein
Exons: 1
Source: RefSeq, a predicted model, not a curated record
AAAAACAAAUAGAGGUUAUAAGUAGAAUGCUUGAAAAAAGAGCACAAACAACUAAUACAAGUCCUAAAUAAAAAUAAAUAUAAUAAUAAAAAUAAUAGAGAAAUGAAACAAAAAUAGACUUAAAUAAUCUAUUAUUAGCAUAUAAUUAGUAAAUAAAUGAUAAAAAUAGUUACAUUAAGCCUUUAAAAACUAGCUUUUAAUAAUAAUAGUUAAUAAUAAUUAAAUAUGAAGGAGAAUAUUUAAGAAAAAUGAGACAUGGAACAGGUUGCUGUUAUUAUUCAAAUAAUUAUAUUUAUGAAGGAGAAUGGAAAUCUGGAAAAAGAAAUGGAUAUGGAAUUCUUAAAGAUGAGUUUGGAAUCGAUAUUUAUAAUGGAGAAUGGCAAAAUGAUUUAUAUAAUGGAUAAGGAAGGUUAAGAAAUUAAAAUGUUUGUUAUUAAAAUUAUAUUGAUUUUAAAAAUUUAUCCGAAAAAGAAUUUUCUUCUUGUUAGUUUUAUACUGGAAACUUUUUAAAUGGGGUUAUGCAUGGACAUGGAACACUCAUAUUUUGUAAUAAUGAUAAAUUUAUUGGAAUUUUUUAAUCUGGAAAAGUUCACGGGGAAGGUGCUUAUUAUAUUCAUUAGGGUUUAUGUAUUAAAGGAAUAUGGCAAAAUUCUAAACUU